Molecule: messenger RNA, 1431 nt
Organism: Arabidopsis lyrata subsp. lyrata
Lineage: Eukaryota; Viridiplantae; Streptophyta; Magnoliopsida; Brassicales; Brassicaceae
Product: short-chain dehydrogenase TIC 32, chloroplastic
Exons: 8
Coding region: 102-1097 (331 amino acids)
Source: RefSeq, a predicted model, not a curated record
UCUUCUUCUUUUGUCUCUCUCUCUCUAUCUCUCUUCCACAUUGGUUCUUGAGGGCUACAUCUAUUAAAACCAUUAAAAAAAGAAAGGUUAAUCUAAUAAAAAUGGGAUUAUAUUCACUAAUCACAGGAAGAAGAGGACCAAGUGGAUUUGGUUCAGCUUCAACAGCUGAAGAGGUUACUCUAGGGAUUGAUGCAACUAAUCUCACUGCAAUCAUCACAGGAGGGACAGGAGGAAUAGGUAUGGAGACAGCGAGAGUGCUGUCGAAGAGAGGUGUUCAUGUGGUGAUCGGUGCCCGAAACAUGGGAGCUGCAGAAAACGCCAAAACUGAGAUUCUCAAACAAAACGCAAACGCACGUGUCACUCUUCUUCACUUAGAUCUCUCUUCCUUCAAAUCCAUCAAAGCCUUUGUUCGUGAAUUUCAUGCCCUCCAUCUUCCUCUCAAUCUCCUCAUAAACAAUGCAGGAGUAAUGUUCUGUCCAUACCAACUCUCUGAAGAUGGAAUCGAAUUGCAGUUUGCUACAAAUCACAUUGGUCAUUUUCUGUUGACAAACUUGCUCUUGGACACAAUGAAGAACACAUCUAAAAGCAGUGGUGUUGAAGGAAGGAUUUUGAAUGUAUCAUCUGUGGCUCAUAUCUAUACUUACCAAGAAGGAAUCCAAUUCGACAGCAUCAAUGACAUUUGCAGUUACUCGGAUAAACGAGCUUACGGACAAUCGAAACUAGCCAAUAUAUUGCAUGCUAAUGAGCUCUCCCGUCAACUUCAGGAAGAAGGAGUAAACAUAACAGCAAAUUCAGUUCACCCUGGUCUCAUUCUCACCAAUCUCUUCCAACACACUGCUCUUUUAAUGAGGUUCUUGAAGUUUUUCAGCUUCUACUUGUGGAAAAAUAUACCUCAGGGAGCAGCUACAACAUGUUAUGUUGCUCUGCAUCCAAGUGUGAAGGGCGUAACAGGAAAGUACUUUGCUGAUUGCAACGAAGUCACUCCAAGCAAACUUGCUAGAGAUGAAACUUUGGCGCAGAAACUCUGGGAUUUCAGUGUUAAGCUCAUUAACUCGGUUUCUAAAAAGAACUACCUCGGUUUCGGUGACACCACUUAAAUCUCUAAGGUGUUCUUGUUGUUUGUUACCUACCUAAGAGUGAAAACAAAAGUAAUGUCAGAAGAAGUAGAGAGUGUGAUGUUUCUUUCCACCUUAUCAUAUGGUAACUAGAGGCAUUGUUAUAUGCUUAAAUAUUUUAUCGAGUGAAUAUGUAACCGCGUCAAUCAUUUCAUAGUAUGGACAAUACAAAAAAAAAAAAAAAAAAGUGUUGUCCAUCACUUGAUUUUUCCAUAGAUAAUCAGUGUCUCUAACCUAAGAGCUAAAAACAAGAAAGAGAAGAGUAAAUUUGUUUGUGUGUGUUUAAGUAACCGAUAUCGGAAAUGUUUGUUGGCAA